CACAGAGAGGGUGAUAGUAAAAUGAACUGAUUAUAAGUGUAUAUAAAUAGAUUCCAUCAGGCAGGGGUGUCAUGAGGAUCAGCGUGAUAAUGACCUUGUCAAGUGCAAAAGCAAAACAAUGACAUGAAAACAAGUACACUAGGCCCUGAGUGGAGGAGAGAGUUGGAGGCAGACGCUGCAGGACAGAAAGCUGAGUGAAAAGGGGCCUUUGAUUCCACAGGCGCAGAAGUCCACAGCCAGGAAUUUGCUGCCACCUCUGAGUCAGGCAGGGGGCGUGGGUGCCGAAUUCCAUUAGUAGGGAAAUGCCCAGUGGAUUUAGCCCGAGAGUCACAUUUCUUAUUUGGACCAGUAUAGACAGAAACAAACCCAGCUCACUUGUUUCCCGGGACAGUUGAGUUAGGGGAUGGCUUUCACAGAGCAUUCACCGCUGACCCCUCGCCGCCGGGACCUCUGUAGCCGCUCUGUCUGGCUAGCAAGGAAGAUCCGUUCAGACCUGACUGCUCUUAUGGAAUCUUAUGUGAAGCACCAAGGUCUGAACGAGAACGUAAACCUGGACUCUGUGCGUGGUGUGCCAGUGGCAAGCACUGAUCGGUGGCGCGCGAGUGGGGCAGAGCGACUCCAAGAGAACCUCCAAGCUUACCGUACCUUCCAUGUUAUGUUGGCCAGAAUGUUAGAAGACCAACGGGUGCAUUUUACUCCAGCUGAAGAUGACUUCCAUCAAGCAAUACAUGCCGUUCUCCUCCAAGUCGCUGCCUUUGCUUACCAGCUGGAAGAAUUAAUGGUGCUCCUGGAACACAAGAUCCCUUCCAGUGAGGCUGAUGGGAUGCCCCUUAUUGUUGGAGAUGGUGGUCUCUUUGAGAAGAAGCUGUGGGGCUUAAAGGUGCUGCAAGAGCUUUCACAGUGGACAGUGAGGUCCGUCCAUGACCUUCGAGUCCUUUCAUCUUGUCAAACUGGGAUCCCAGGACGUGGGGGCCAUUAUACUGCUAAGGACAAGAAAAUGUAGCGUUACCCCUCUCUCUCUCUCUUACUUGCUUUCUCCUCUAGUGGAAUAUAUAUAGUUUUCUGAG
Molecule: messenger RNA, 1067 nt
Organism: Lagenorhynchus albirostris (white-beaked dolphin)
Lineage: Eukaryota; Metazoa; Chordata; Mammalia; Artiodactyla; Delphinidae
Gene: CNTF
Product: ciliary neurotrophic factor
Biological process (GO): negative regulation of neuron apoptotic process; astrocyte activation; positive regulation of axon regeneration
Cellular component (GO): axon
Molecular function (GO): growth factor activity; cytokine activity; ciliary neurotrophic factor receptor binding
Source: RefSeq, a predicted model, not a curated record